AUGAAAUACCUUUUUAUUUUUAUUUUGGUUGUUUCUUACGUAUUUGCUCAAGACAAAUUUUACGAUAGGCGUUACGAUUAUUAUGAUAUAGACUAUUUUUUUGAGAAUCUUAGACUGUUAAAAAAGUAUUUGGACUGUUUCUUAGAUAAAGGACCGUGCGCACCUGUGGGAAGAGUGUUUAAAGCUGUACUGCCAGAAGUUGUUCGAACUGCAUGUGCAAAAUGUACACCAUCACAAAAAAGAUUCGCUCGAAGAACGUUCGAAGCGUUCCAAAGAUAUUUACCAGAAAGUCACUCAGAGCUUAAGAAAAAACUUGAUCCAGAAAACAAGUACUUCACAACUUUUGAGACGGUUUUAUCGACAGCU
Molecule: messenger RNA, 366 nt
Organism: Brenthis ino (lesser marbled fritillary)
Lineage: Eukaryota; Metazoa; Arthropoda; Insecta; Lepidoptera; Nymphalidae
Source: the annotation of a GenBank genome assembly